Molecule: messenger RNA, 2666 nt
Organism: Engraulis encrasicolus (European anchovy)
Lineage: Eukaryota; Metazoa; Chordata; Actinopteri; Clupeiformes; Engraulidae
Product: homeobox protein Nkx-6.3-like
Exons: 3
Coding region: 119-1024 (301 amino acids)
Biological process (GO): regulation of transcription by RNA polymerase II; cell differentiation
Cellular component (GO): nucleus
Molecular function (GO): DNA-binding transcription factor activity, RNA polymerase II-specific; RNA polymerase II cis-regulatory region sequence-specific DNA binding
Source: RefSeq, a predicted model, not a curated record
AGGAGUAGCCGGAGAGACACUACCAUCUGGGGCGGCCCUAUGGGGGUUGUGUGACUAGCAUUUGUGUGGGAUAACGAUAUCGAUACAGGUUUACAAGACACUUCACUGCCCACUGUUGAUGGAUCACCCUGACUCUGCUCCAUCGUUUCUCCAUGGGGCUAUGCAUGGAGGCAGCUUCCCUCAAAGGCACCACUACCAGUCCUCCCCAUCAUGCCCCUUAGCCUCUCACAGCAGCCUGAACAGGGCCAACAGACCACCACAAGGAGAUGCCCACUGGCCUAAUGGCGGACCCACCACCACCACCAGUAGUGCCCCCUUCCUCCUCCUCCACCACCCCGGGCCUCGUCACGCUCAGCUGCUGGCCGGACUCUGCGCCACCACGUCGUCAGGUUUGGAUGCCAACGGUGGUGGUGGUGACACUACUGGUGCCUCGUGCCAACAGGUGGGGGGCCCUGGACUUGGACUGUCUGCUGCCCUGAAGGAGGGGCUCCUGCUUAGGACCCAGGGGAUGGGUGGACGUGAAGAAGACCCUGGGUUGAGAAUGGAAGAGGCACAGCAAAUACGCACAGCAACAGGAGCAUCAAAACUCCACAAAAAGAAGCACAGCAGGCCUACCUUCAGCGGAUACCAGAUCUUCGUCCUGGAAAAAUCCUUUGAACAGAACAAAUACCUGUCGUCAACGGAGAAAAAGCAGCUGGCCCGAUCCUUGGGGAUGGCCGAAUCACAGGUGAAGGUGUGGUUUCAGAACCGCAGGACCAAAUGGAGGAGGACAUCAGCAGCACCAGGAUCAGACCCGGAGGGCAGAACGGCCAGAGCACGGGUCACACCUGCUGCUGCCCAGGUCAGGCCUCUGCCGGACGGGGAAGACGACAACAAACCGCUUGACCCCAACAGGGACGACGACCGGGUUCAAAGGUUACUCAGGCGUCACGGUCAGAGCCACCACAGCCCCCCAGGUGAGAUGUCAGUGCUGCAAAUGGAAAAGGCGUUUACUACACACUUCUCACACUGCAAAGAUGUAUGAUGCAGGGUUUGGUUGGACGUGGAAGUGAAUGCCUUCGUGUGGGACAGUGGAACUUAGGAAUAGGCCUGCCCUGCACCAUACUGUAAUGGACAAUGACUCUGGACAAUCGAUUCAACUUGAAAAUACUGUACGUCUAAUCUGAUUGGGUGGACCUGAAAGACAAGUGCCUACAACAGCCAAUCCAUGGCUAUAACUGAGGUAAAUGGUGAGGCCUGGUAUAAACGCUGUAAAGAUACAGGGUGCAUUCCAAUAUGCAACCUUGCAUCCUCCACUUGGGCUUGUGGCCUCACGUUUUGCUGUUGCCCUGCCUCUGUGGAGAAAACAGUUUAGUGUUCCCGCUGUCAGCCUUACCAAAACAAUUUUUGGGAGACUAUUCUUCAUUUACCAUCCUGUUUGAAAAUGAGCAAAUGACUUUACAAUUGAGCUUUUGCGAGAUAUUGAAAUACAACGCGGUUGUAAGUGAUGCCAUCACGACAUAUUACUUCCUGGUACGAGGCCACAAGCACAAGUGGAGGAUGCAAGGUCGCAUAUUGGAACGCACUCAUCCACAGUGAAACUGAAACCAAAGCAUCUGAGUCCCAGUGUGGAGGCUGACAUGAGGGGCUUGGUAGUGAACACGAAGCUGCAUCUGCGUGUCUUUGUCAGAGGGCACUAGAGCGUAAUUGAGGGUGUGCACCACAGCGGUAGAAAAUAACACUAGAGGUGAUCCCGCCCCCCCUUUUACGGCAAUCUGUAGCGGCCAUUAUCUGUAGGUAGAUCAGAGAAAUGGAAAUUAACGGAGAACAAGGCUCACCUCUGUCAAAAAUGGCUUAAUCAUGUGAAAAUGUCCAUCAACACACUAUACAAGGACAAUAGUUGAAGUGUGUUGCUAACUAUGUUCAUAAAAGAUAUUUGAUUUUUAAAUGUAUUUUAUCGACUCAUAUGAUUUAAGUAGAUAUUUAGCCUGACAUUUCAAAUCUGGUCUUUGAUUAAUGUGUUACUUCAUAUUCAAACAGUUUUAGUCAUUUUUUGACAGGGGUGGGCGUGUUCUCCAUUGACUUGCAUUGCCUGAAGGAACCUACACUACCUACGGAAGUUGGGAAGCUCCAUCUGCCAUUUCCCAGUGCUGUCCCAAAUUGCUGUGUUAUUUUCUACCUCUAUGGUGUGCACUUUCAGACGAGGAUCCAGCCAAAGGGCUUGAGCGUCUUUUGACUUUGUGGAUGGAUUACAAUACAGACAAUUUGUCUUCUUGCUUUCUAUUCAUAUGUCCACAUAUACAUUUUGGAGCAGCACAUAUUGGGAAAUAAAAGGAAUAAAAGGAUUUUAAAAUAAAAGAAUUCUGCAAGGCUACUAUUUGCACUAAGGAUGGUCUGGUGACCAAACACAUUCUGCACGUGUGGGUAGACUAUAAAAAAUACCAGCUGUCUCAGAAUUCAAAGUUAUUAUUUUUAGACUUUAUUAGUGAGGAUAGUCAAGAGAGAGACAGGAAAGAGAGAAAAGGGAGAGAAAGAGACGGGGAGGCAUCGGCAUAGGACCUGGGCCGGAAUCGAACCCAGGUCAGCCGCAUAGCAGACGAGUGCUCUAGUCAGUGCCGCAGUAGGGCCAGAAUCAAAAUUUACUUUAAAUCCUUAUUGUAAGUUGUGUGAAGCUUUGAAUUGAAGCU